GGUGGGGGGCGGGGCUAAGGUCUGGGGGUAGGACUAAGAGCUGGGAGUAGGUCUGGAGAGGAACUAGGGAUGGGACUGAGGGCUGGGCCUGAGCGGCCGAGCUAAGGUUUAGGCCUGAGAGAAAGAGGUGGUACGAAGGCUAAAGGUGGGACAAAGAGGAGCUUGGAAGGAGCUGCAAGGCCCCGGAUGAAGAGCGCGGCUGAAGCUUAGAUUUGGGCUAAGACUACACAGAGCCAGGGGAGGGUGGAGGGGGGCAUUGAGCAAGCAUGAGGCGGAGUUAAGGGCUGGAUUGGGGCGAAACUGAGAUUGGGGUUUACGGCUGGCUCGACCAAGCUGAGGUUCAGGAUUGGACUUCUGCGAGGAAGAGUCUUGUAGAGACGAGAACUGGGCUGAGAGCGAUGUGGGUCAGAACGACACUGAGGAUUGAAAGGUGGAUUAAGGAAAAGACUGAGGACAAUGCCAGCAUCUGGGAUGAGAGCAGCACUGAUGUAAACAGGUUACCCGGCUGGGAGAGAGGACAUCUGCUGGCUGGUGUGCCCUCUAGCACUGACGCAUCUACCUUCUCCUCUGAAGGUGAAUUCAAAGACCCGGACAGGUGCUGCUGGAAACACAAGCAGUGCACUGGGCAUGUCAUCCACCCCUUCCCCUCGGACUAUGGCCACCACAACCUGCACCUGCACUCCAUCAGCCACUGCGACUGCGAGUCUAGGCUGAAGGACUGCUCAGAGAAGACAAAUAGCGACAACUCCCAAGAUGUGGGCCCAACCUGCUCCCGAGAUGAGGGUCCAACAUGUUUCAACAUCAUCCAGUCCCCUUGCUUUGAGCUCAUCCCAGAGGAGGAGUGUGUGGAGCGGUUCUGGUAUGGCUGGUGCAAAAGCUAUAGGCCUGUCUCUGUGGCAGUGAUCCACCAUCCCAUCCACCAUGACUAUGUGGCAGAUGAUCUGAAUGAGGAGGAGGAGGAGGAGGAAGAAAGCAAACCUCCCAUUCCCACCCAGGUGGGGCCUGCCACCACCGCCCCCGCUGACCCAGGCCUGGGCACCGUCACAACUACCCCAGACUCAGCAGCUCCCAUCACCAUCUGGCGCUCCGAGAGCCCCACAGGGAAGUCCCAGGGCAACAAGGUGAUCAAGAAGGUAAAGAAGAAAAAAGAAAAGGAGAAAGACAAGGAAGAGGAGCUGGAUGAGAAGCCAAAGCCGAAGAAAAAAGUCAAGAAGGGCAAGUUGAUGAAGAAGAAAAGCCCAGUUAAAUCGGAAUCUUCACCUCCGGACUUGAGCCGAUCAGUAAGCCCCAGAGAGCUGACCAGGAUGUCAGAGUCCAGCCCAGACAGCCGGGAAGACCUGGAGAGUGAGGACAGUUACAAUGACCCCCGGCGGGAGGAGCCCUCCAGUGAUGAUGUUGUGGAGUCUUCGUCACCCAGGAAGAGAGAGAAGAACACGGUCCAGACUAAGAAAGCUGGGGCGAAGACCUCACCAGUCAAGAAGGUCAAGAGGAAAUCUCCCCCAGGAUCCAACCCCAAUCUCAGUUGAGGCCAGGGCGUCCAGUGUGAAGAAUAAAUGCGAUCAAGCCUGUA
This is a messenger RNA of Lutra lutra (Eurasian river otter), 1570 nucleotides long. RefSeq names its product protein interacting with cyclin A1 (gene PROCA1). Lineage: Eukaryota; Metazoa; Chordata; Mammalia; Carnivora; Mustelidae. Bases 399 to 1526 code for a protein of 375 amino acids. Gene Ontology annotation, biological process: phospholipid metabolic process; arachidonate secretion. The record is from RefSeq and is a predicted model, not a curated record. Gene Ontology annotation, molecular function: A2-type glycerophospholipase activity. The transcript has 5 exons.